Messenger RNA from Aspergillus heteromorphus CBS 117.55, 788 nucleotides. RefSeq lists its product as uncharacterized. The record is from RefSeq and is a predicted model, not a curated record. The transcript has a single exon. Bases 130 to 618 code for a protein of 162 amino acids. NCBI's taxonomy places the organism in Eukaryota, Fungi, Ascomycota, Eurotiomycetes, Eurotiales, Aspergillaceae.
UCAACUCCGGAGUCAGGAGGCAGCGGAGGGGGGCAGAGGCUUCUCAUGAGUGGUCGUCGGCAUGGCUACGAGUGAGAGGUUCGGGUUUGGGGGGAUUAGGCGGACAGCGACAUCGGUCUGUUGAUUCUCAUGACUGAGGCUCGUCCAGUCGAAAAAGUGUGUGUGUGGUUGUGGUGCCAUGGGGAAGACGGCAGGUCAGAUCCUCCCCACGGGGGUUUCGGUGAAUGGAAACAGGUUAGCACUGCCUCUCCGGAUCUCCCGGCUCGGCUGGCCCAAUCAGGACGGCAUACGGCACUGUCCGAGCGAUGCAGUCUGGAGUUGGACUUCUGUCAGGUCAUCCAUCGCGAUCAGAACUGUCCACGGGUUCAGAGUGUUAGGGUUUACGGAGUACGGCAUCCAAGGUUCUCUGGUUCUGGUGUCUGGUCUGGUUUGGACGCGCCGCUUACUCUCCGCCGACCGCCACUCUCCGGCUCCAUUGGCCACCACACCACUCGGUCCCUGAUCAGGAUCUCACCAUGCUUGCUUGGACUUCAAGUUCAAAAAUUCCUGUGGCUUGGGGCUCCAGCCAAUGUACCUCUGCUACGUCCGUGUCUGCUUCCCCUCAAUUAUUCUGGUUGAUGAUUCCUGGGCCAAUUGGUUAAGACUGAGCUCGAGCUAGUCUGUUUUGCCUGCAUCGUUUGCGAGACCCGACCAAGCUUCCAAACAAAUGCUUAACAAGCUGAUGCUCGUACCGUCCGAGAUUUCCAGGGCGCCUUAGCACUCUUGUCCUACACACAUUGCGCCACGUG